AUGAGGACCCUUUUGGUUUUGAAGAUUGCUUUUCCUUCAAUGAUUAAAACAUUAGGGGUUGAAAGGUUCAUGGAGGAACUAUGCCAUGGUUUUUGCUUGCUAAUGGAUGUAAGUGUAGGGCUCAUUACCUUUGAAAGCUUGAAGAGGAACACAAUGUUGAUGGGGUUGCAUGAAUUGAGAGAUGAUGAGCUAGAUCAGAUGUUCAAAUUGAUGCAGCAGUUGGAAAGUACUGUGCCACACUUCAUUUGUUGCAUAAAACCGAACAAUAAGCAGGUUCCUGGCAUGUACAAUAAUGAUCUCGUUUUUGAGCAGCUCAGAAGCUACGGUCUUCUUGAGGUUGUUAGGAUCUCUAGGUCCAGGUACAGCGUCCUUCUUCCAGAAAACCAUGAAUGCAAAGAUCCAUUAAGCAUGUCAGUUUCCAUUCUGCGGCAGUUUGAUAUCCUUCCCGAAAUGUACCAAGUUAGGUAUACAAAGUUAUAUUUCCGGGCAGGACAGAUUGCUGUGCUGGAGGAUGUCAGGAAACAAGUUAUGCAAGGCAAUCUCGAGGUGCAGAAGUGCUACAGUGGUCAUCAUGCUCGUCGUCACUUCCAUGAGCUUGAAGGAGGAGUGAUCAUACUCCAAUCAUGUAAGGCAGAACUUUUUGCUGCAUUGUUCGUGGUGAAAUUGCUAGAAGGCAAUAUAAGGUUUCUCUGGAGUCCGAAACGAAAAGUUGCUAACAAAGAAAAUGAUGAGCAGCUGCUGGCUGUUGUGCAGAUACAAUCAGCUAUUCGUUGCUGGUUGGCUCAGAGGCAUGUCAAUCAACUGCAGAAUUUGAACAAGUUAAAUCAAGACAGAAAGACUUCGGAGGUGAAAGUUAAACCAUCCAGAAAGACUUCAGAGGUGAAGCAGGACUUGCCUGCAGAAAUUUUACCUUCUGUUGUAGAAGACCUCGAAAGGCAGGUUAUGGUGGCUGAGGCAAACCUUGAAGAGAAGGAAAAGGAAAAUGCUGCCCUAAAGGAGCAUAUAAAUCAAUUGGAGUCCCGAUGGUCAGAUUAUGAGGUCAGGAUGAGAUCGAUGGAGGAGAUGUGGCAAAAGCAAAUGGCAUCAUUGCAGGCAAGUUUAGCAACAGCCAAGAAGAGUCUCCUUGUUGACAAUCCUGCCGGUCACCCUGGAAAACUCGAAGGUUCCCCAUCUCCUUGCGGCUAUGAAUCUGAAGAAACAAUAACAUCUAUGGGGACCCGCACUCCUGGGGGCAGCACUCCUAUAGAAUAUGCUAGCAACGGUAAUAGAGAGAUUAAUGGCGGUUUAUGUGUAGUCAAUUACCUUAACCGGGAGUUUGAGCUGCGAAAACAAAAUUUUGAUGACGAAGCCAUGGCGAUCACUCAGCUGAAGUCAGAGCAGUUACAUUCUACUAAUCCUGCAGAAGAUUUUCGAAGACUGAGACACAGGUUUGAGGAAUGGAAGAAAGAUACAAGGCUCGGUUAA
This is a messenger RNA of Lycium ferocissimum, 1464 nucleotides long. RefSeq names its product myosin-2-like. The coding region runs from base 1 to 1464 and encodes 487 amino acids. The transcript is spliced from 8 exons. NCBI's taxonomy places the organism in Eukaryota, Viridiplantae, Streptophyta, Magnoliopsida, Solanales, Solanaceae. Gene Ontology annotation, molecular function: microfilament motor activity; actin filament binding; ATP binding. The record is from RefSeq and is a predicted model, not a curated record. Gene Ontology annotation, cellular component: myosin complex; vesicle; cytoplasm. Gene Ontology annotation, biological process: vesicle transport along actin filament; actin filament organization.